AACAGUUCCAUCUUAACUAUUAUUGAAAGUAGUGCAUUUGUUAGCAAGCAAACCGCUUCUUAAUAAUUUAGAUAAACUUAAUUUAAUCAUUGUGUUUUAAAUUAAUUUUAUUCAAAACAUUAAUUGCAAUCUUAAGUACGCAUUAUGUCUUGGUGUGGUCGCGACUUUAAACCACGAAUUUUUAAGAAAUACUCACCCAUAAUUUGCUAUGAAAAAUCAUCAUAUUCGUGUGUGUCUAAAACAGAUUAUGACGAUAAGCGACAUAAUGCUUUGAUGGGUGAAAAAGUCCAAACACUUGUUGUUCCAAAACGAUCUGCUCGAACUUGGAACCUUCAAAUGGGUGAUUUGUGUCGUAUCACCGUCUCCGAAGGAUCUCAAGUUGGAGACAUGAAUUUUUGGAACUCAGACAAUACCAAGGAGAGAUUUUACUCUGGAAAAACUAGGCAGUUCCAUAGCACCCACUUAAAAGUAUACGACCAGCUGUGGAGUUGUAUGCCGUAUUUGCGUCCAAUGGCUACAUUUGUGUUUGAUUCACUUGCGAAGUAUGGUAUUGAUGAAGAUGGUGGUUCGCUUCAUGACGUCAUUGGAACUAGAUGUGACGAUUAUACUUACAAACUGAUCACAGGGAAAGAGCGUUUUGGAAGUUGUCAUAGCUAUUUGACGGAGGCGGUUAAAAAGAUAGGUUUAACUGAAGAGGAUGUACAUGAUGUAUGGAACAUUUUUAUGUGUACUGGCUUUACAAAGGAUACACAACAAUACUUUUGCAAACCAAGUCCUGCUCAAAAAGGAGAUUAUAUUGAAUUUAUUGCUGACAUGAAUUUGUUGGUUGCGUUAAGUGCUUGUCCACAGGGCGAUGUAUCGAUUCCCGUUGGACAAGAAGUUCCAGAUGAUUUAUGCCAUCCGCUUUUAGUUGAAGUUUUUAGAAAAUCUUAAUUUUAAUUAAAACUUAAUAAAAUAAUAGAUUGCUUUCA
Episyrphus balteatus (marmalade hoverfly) is the source of this 971-nucleotide messenger RNA. RefSeq lists its product as uncharacterized. The coding region runs from base 145 to 933 and encodes 262 amino acids. The transcript is spliced from 2 exons. NCBI's taxonomy places the organism in Eukaryota, Metazoa, Arthropoda, Insecta, Diptera, Syrphidae. The record is from RefSeq and is a predicted model, not a curated record.